Messenger RNA from Euleptes europaea (tarantolino), 1926 nucleotides. RefSeq names its product polypeptide N-acetylgalactosaminyltransferase 8 (gene GALNT8). The record is from RefSeq and is a predicted model, not a curated record. Bases 1 to 1926 code for a protein of 641 amino acids. Gene Ontology annotation, cellular component: Golgi apparatus. The transcript is spliced from 11 exons. Lineage: Eukaryota; Metazoa; Chordata; Lepidosauria; Squamata; Sphaerodactylidae.
AUGAUGUCUCGCAGGAAACUCCCGGGUCUCUUUUCCAUCUUGCUGACUGUGCUUUUGGCCGUGAACAUUUUGUUUAUGGUGUAUGUGAAGAAUACAAUCAAAGACCUAAGGAAAAAGGACUUGGGACACUUAGAACUUCAUGCCCCGAACUCUGGAAAAGAAAAUGUCCUUGUGGAACGUUUAGGACACAUAGAGAUGAUGGUAAAAAAUUUAUCAAAUUCCCUAAAAUUAUCAAGUAAUGGGAAAGACAGGAAGCUGGCCGAUGAUGUACAAUUGUCCGAGAAGUCUACAGAUGGAGCACAGGCAGCCAAGAAGGCAAAGAAGGAAGAGGCAAAGCACAAAGCCGCACCCAGGUUGCGGUUCCCAGCUUCCCGUCUGUUUAAAAAGUGGGGAAACGACCUAGCAGAAGACCAGCAAGUGGCAGCUCAGGCCCUGUUUGAUCAGUAUGGGUACAAUGUCUACCUUAGCGACCGCCUGCCUCUGGACAGAUCUAUCAAAGACACCAGGCCUUCCAGGUGCCUGGAGAAAAAAUAUCCACAUGACCUCCCAACAAUUAGUGUCGUUCUCAUAUUCACGAACGAGGCCACAUCCAUCAUCUUGCGCGCGAUCACCAGCAUAAUCAAUCGAACGCCUUCACGUCUCUUGAAAGAAAUUGUCUUGGUUGAUGACUACAGUUCACUUGAGGAGCUAAAAGGGCCUUUAGAGGAGAAGAUCAAAAGGUACAAUGUAAAACCUCCUGGGCUGGUGAAAAUGGUCAGGCAUCAGAGAAGAGAAGGUCUCGCGCAAGCUCGGAUUUCUGGCUGGGAAGCAUCCAGUGGUGAUGUGGUAGCUAUCCUGGAUGCGCAUGUUGAAGUCAAUCAUAAAUGGGCUGAACCCAUUCUGUCUCGAAUCAAGGAAGAUCGCACGGUUAUCAUAUCCCCAGCAUUUGAUAACAUCCAUUUUGAUGACUUUGAACUGGUUCAGUAUGUCGAGGCUGCGGAUGGCUUUGACUGGGCCCUCUGGUGUCUCUAUGAGCCAGCUCCACAGGCUUGGUAUGCCCUCAAAGAUGAAACAGCACCAAUCACGAGCCCUUCUAUCAUGGGAAUAUUUGCUGCAAACAGAGAGUUUUUGGGAGAAAUCGGGGUACUGGAUGGCGGAAUGCAUAUAUAUGGCGGAGAAAAUGUGGAGCUGGGCAUCAGGACCUGGCAGUGUGGAGGGAAAAUUGAAGUCUUGCCGUGUUCAAGGAUCGCCCACCUAGAGAGAGCUCAUAAGCCCUACCUGCUGGAUUUUUCUCCGGCUGUGAAACGAAAUGCAUUGCGUGUAGCAGAAGUGUGGAUGGAUGAGUAUAAACACAUGGUCUACUAUGCAUGGAAUAUUCCCUUGGAGAAACCUGGAAUAGACUUUGGAGAUGUUUCUUCUAGAAAAGAACUAAGGAAGAAACUGAAUUGUAAAAGCUUUGAUUGGUAUAUCAAAAAUGUGUAUCCUAAUUUAGUACCUCAGACUACCAUUGUGGCCUAUGGAAUAAUGAAAAACACAUUAAGCGAGGACAUCUGCAUAGAUCAAGGCCCAGUGCUUGAAAAUACUCCCAUAAUGUAUGGAUGUCAUGGAUACAGCUCACAGCACAUGUUCUAUCAUAGCACCGGAGAGAUCUAUCUUGGAGGUUUACGAUCUCAGCGUAAUGCAGCUGAUCGAUGCAUGGUUGAUACAGGCCAAGGAGAGCUGCCCUUUCUAGAGAAAUGUGAUGAGGCUAUUAGAAAGGGCCUGAGCAUGCACUGGGACUUCAAACAGGGGGCAGCUGUAACUAACAGAAAAACUAAAAGAUGUCUUGAAAUCGUGAAAGAUCAGGGGGCAUCAGUUUACAGACUUGUUUUGCAAAACUGCACAGGUCAAAAGUGGACCAUUCAACAUACUGUGAAAGACUGGGGAAGAAAAGCAACUGCUGGAUAG